AUGUGUAAGGGUUCGCAUUAUACUGGUAGGUGUGCAACAUUCCUAAAUUUGUCUACUGCACAACGUCUCCAAAAGAUACAGUCACUCCGCAAGUGUACCAAUUGCAUGAGUACUGUUCAUACUUCGUCGAAAUGCGAGUCAAAAUACUCUUGCCGUCAUUGCUCCGCUCGACAUCAUUCGUUAUUGCAUUUGGAUGAGAUUGAGAAAAAGGCAUCAUCGUCAGCAACUUCAGGCACCCAUUCAUUACCAAAAAACAAACCAAAGUCUUCAACUUCGUCCACAGAACAGUCCUCAACUGCGUUUGUCGGUACGGUCAACACUACCAAUUUGAAUGUACUAGGCACGGCCCUAAUUCGUGUACUUGACAAAUUUGGACAAUGGACACCUGUUCGGGCACUUAUUGAUUCUGGUUCCCAGAUCUCGGCCAUUACACAUAUAAGUGCAACUAGGCUGGGCCUCAACAGACAUCCUACUGAUAUUACUGUCGUGGGUUUAUCUCAAAGUCCGAUUCUACAAACAAGGGGUUCAGUCACAUGUCAUAUUAUUCCUCAUACGUCGUUUGCCCCUGAGUUAAUAUGCGAGCCUGUCAUAUUAUCCAAAAUCACAGGUCUUAUGCCUUUAGCAGCCCUGAGCCCUGCAAUACGAUCCACAUAUUCUAAACUGCAACUUGCUGAUCCGUCGUUCGAUUGCCCGGGUCGCAUUGAUUUUCUUAUCGGCACGGACAUGUACAACAAAUUAUUCGAAAAUGGCUAUCAAGUCCUCCACGAAGAUGGCUUCCUUCGGCCUUUGAGACGUCACUCGGUUGGAUUUUCAUGGGAACUUCCAGUCAAUGCCAUGCUCAGUCACGAGUGUGCUUAA
Messenger RNA from Macrosiphum euphorbiae (potato aphid), 858 nucleotides. The record is from the annotation of a GenBank genome assembly. NCBI's taxonomy places the organism in Eukaryota, Metazoa, Arthropoda, Insecta, Hemiptera, Aphididae.